Oncorhynchus tshawytscha (Chinook salmon) is the source of this 4254-nucleotide messenger RNA. RefSeq names its product gastrula zinc finger protein XlCGF26.1-like. Gene Ontology annotation, molecular function: DNA-binding transcription factor activity; RNA polymerase II cis-regulatory region sequence-specific DNA binding. Gene Ontology annotation, biological process: regulation of transcription by RNA polymerase II. The transcript has 2 exons. Lineage: Eukaryota; Metazoa; Chordata; Actinopteri; Salmoniformes; Salmonidae. The coding region runs from base 256 to 1716 and encodes 486 amino acids. The record is from RefSeq and is a predicted model, not a curated record.
UGUCAGAGUGUGACGUAUAAUCUAGUGGACAGGAGGACGCCACUUCAACAAUAACAAGUAUCGUCAGCCAGCUUCGUAGCCGAUAUAGGCAAAAACAUUACAUCUCUUUAGUCUGUUUUGGUAUCUAUUAUUCAGUGUGUUUUAAACAUACUUCUGUCGUAUCUAUUUACGUUGUUUGUUGGGUAGCUGGCUUGCUAAGUUAGCAUUAGCAAACAGUGCUACUGCUAACUAUCUAGCUAGUUAACAUCCCCGACCAUGAACUCACUAAACUACUACCCCGGUGUUAAAGAAGAGGAGGUCUGCUGGACGGAGAAAGAGGGUCUCGUGAAAGAGGAAAAGGAAGAGGAGGCUGUAACAGUAAAAAAAGAAGUAGAGGGUGAGGCUGUUUCAGUGAAAGAGGAAGAAUAUUUAAGAGUGAAAGAGGAGGAUGCUGUUUUUGGAGUGGAGGAGGAGGAGGGGGAGAUUACUGUGACGUUGAAAGAGGAGGAAGAGGAGGAGGAUACCGGAGAUCUGAUUAAUACUAGAGAGAGAUCAGACUCUCACUCUGACAGCAGCAAGAGUCCCUCAGAGGAACCAGUCACAGAGACGUCCAAACCAGCGAGACGACGCCACUGCUUCAACUGUGGAAAGAGUUUUACUAAGUUACAGAACCUAAAAAAGCAUGAGAGGACACACACAGGAGAAGAGCCUUUCCAAUGUUCCCAAUGUGGAAAGAAUUUUAUUCAGUUAGCGAGCCUGAAAAGACAUAAGAAAAUACACACAGGAGAGAAGCCUUACCACUGUUCCCAAUGUGGAAAAAGUUUUAGGUUGUUAGGUAGCCUUAAGGAGCAUGAGAGAAUACACACAGGAGAGAAGCCUUUCCAAUGCUCUCACUGUGAAAAGCGUUUUACCCAGUUAGGGAGCCUAAAAGAUCACGAGAGAAUACACACAGGGGAAAAACCUUUCCAAUGCUCCCAGUGUGGAAAGCGUUUUACCCAGUUAGGGAACCUAAAAGAUCAUGAGAAAAUACACACAGGACAGAAGCCUUUCCACUGCUCCCAGUGUGGAAAGAGUUUUACCUACUUAGCGCAUCUGAAAAACCACGAGAAAGCACACACAGGAGAGAAGCCUCACCUCUGCUCUCAGUGUGGAAAGAGUUUUACCCAGUUAGGGGACCUGAAUAGGCAUGAGAGGACACACACAGGAGAAAAGCCUUUCCAAUGUUCCCAGUGUGGAAAGAAUUUCACACGGUUAGGGAACCUAAAAGAGCAUGAGAGGACACACACACGGGAAAAGCCCUACCCAUGCUCCCUGUGUGGAAAGAGUUUUACCCAAGUAGGGUAUCUGAAAAAACACGAGACAACACACACAGGAGAGAAGCCUCACCUCUGCUCCCAGUGUGGAAAAAGUUUUACCCAGUUAGGGGACCUGAAUAGGCAUGCGAGGACACACACAGGAGAAAAACCUUUCAAAUGUUCCCAGUGUGGAAAGAAUUUUACCCGGUUAGAGAAUCUAAAAGAGCAUGAGAGGACACACACACAAGAAAAGCCUUUCCAAUGUUCCCAGUGUGGAAAGAGUUUUACCCGGUCAGGGAACCUAAAAGAGCAUGAGAGGACACACACCCGGGAAAAGCCCUACCAAUGCUCCCUGUGUGGAAAGAGUUUUACCCACUUUGGGUAUCUGAAAAAACAUGGGAGAACACACACACAGGAGAAAAGCCUCACCUCUGCUUCCUGACUGGAAAGAGUUUAACUAAGUUAGGGGUCCUGAAUAGGCAUGACAGGACACACACAGGCGGGGAUAAGACCUACCACUGCUCCCAGUGUGGAAAGAGAUUUAACCGGUUAAGGCAGCUGAAUAAGCAUGAAAGAAUGCAUACACAGGAGGAGAAGACAUACCACUGCUCUCAGUGUGGAAAGACAUUUUCCCGAUCAGGGGAAAACACACCAGAUAACUUUUCUUGCCCAGAGAGAGAUUUUUUUAUUUGCAAGUAGACAAAUAAUGCUGGCGACUAUAUAAAUAUUUACACAAAAAAAGAAAUGAAACAUGGCAUUGAUCAAACUACCAAACUGAACUGACUCAAGAGAAAACACGAGGGAAGUGAGGAGCUGUGUUCUGUCUGAUGUUUUUGACUGAGAACUUGUGGUUUUGUUGUUGUCACAUGAAAUCAAAUUGUUUAUAUGGAUGAUUCUCCGUAAACCAGUUUUAAAACAGUUUCUGUAGAUAAUGGAGUUACAAAACCAUGAUGCAUCUGUAAAAACCAACUGUCAUUCUGAGGACUAAGUUUAGUAGUUACAAAACCAAAUGUCGUUCUGAGGACUAAGUUUAGUAGUUACAAAACCAAAUGUCGUUCUGAGGACUAAGUUUAGUAGUUACAAAACCAACUGUCAUUCUGAGGACUAAGUUUAGUAGUUACAAAACCAAAUGUCGUUCUGAGGACUAAGUUUAGUAGUUACAAAACCAACUGUCGUUCUGAGGACUAAGUUUAGUAGUUACAAAACCAAAUGUCGUUCUGAGGACUAAGUUUAGUAGUUACAAAACCAACUGUCGUUCUGAGGACUAAGUUUAGUAGUUACAAAACCAACUGUCGUUCUGAGGACUAAGUUUAGUAGUUACAAAACCAACUGUCAUUCUGAGGACUAAGUUUAGUCAAAGUGUCUUAUUUUCAAUACAUUUUAUUUUCGCCUGAAUCAUCUUUUCUUCUGGAUUAAAUUCUUGGGUCAUUUUCUUUCUUUAGAAAAAACAAACUUAUUUCAAAUAAAACCCAAAGUAUGUUCCUGUAAUUUGUCCAUAAAUCAUAAAAAAAUGGUAUAUUCAUUGAAGUUUACAUUAUACUAUACUAUGUAUUAUGUACAAACACAGUGUCUGUGGACAUGUUGGGGAAAAAGUCUGAUUUAAUUUUAAACAUGUUUAUUUUCAGUGUUAUUUAACUCCGACCUUUACAUCACAAGAGCAAUGUCAAAAAAUAUAUAUAUAUAUAUUACAAAUGGAUUAGUUUAUAACUGUUAUGGUAAUUAGAACUUUGUGGAAAUUGUGGUAAAAUGCAUAAUAUCUGAUAAAAACUUUUUUUUUUAAAUAUAAUUAUGAAAUAGAUAAGUACACAUUCUAAUCUCAGCGGUCCAAGAGAACAUCUCAUGACAAAUGACACUUGAGGAAUGUUGUGGUAAAAACAUGACCUUAUUCUAAGAUAGAGACUUUGCUACUGCGGUGUUUUCAUCUCGAGAUAUGAUCAUGUCCUAAAUCAGAUUUUUUUUUUAAAAGAAGGGCAAAUAGGUAUUUUGUUUAGAUUAUGAGUGUUGAUUAUGUAAAUACAAGUAUAAAACCUCUUGUCUUUCAUUGUAUGAUUUUGGAUAUUGCUGAAUGUAAAUGAUGAUAUCAUUUAAAGGAAGUACAGUGUAUUCAGGAAGUACUCAGACCCUUUGAACUUUUUACCACAUUUUUUUACGUUACAGCCUUAUUCUAAUGUGUUUUUAUUCUCCCCUCAUCAAUCUACACACAAUGACAAUGAAUAUUGAAAAUCAGACCUUCUUGUUGAGUAUCUGAUCAUCUAUGUGUAUAGGAGUGGUUAAAACAUGCUAAUAAUGGACCUCUGAGUACAUCAACAAAAAGUUGGGACCUGGAGAUUUCCCAGACUUAUUAAAGGCUUUAAUGGCAUCAAGAAGUUCCUCCUCUGUAAUUUAAUCACAUGAGUCAUUCUGUACAACUCUUCUGUAAUUUAAUCACAUGAGUCAUUCUGUACAACUCUUCUGUAAUUUAAUCACAUGAGUCAUUCUGUACAACUCUUCUGUAAUUUAAUCACAUGAGUCAUUCUGUACAACUCUUCUGUAAUUUAAUCACAUGAGUCAUUCUGUACAACUCUUCUGUAAUUUAAUCAUGAGUCAUUCUGUACAACUCUUUUGUAAUUUAAUCACAUGAGUCAUUCUGUACAGCUCUUCUGUAAUUGAAUCACAUGAGUCAUUCUGUACAACUCUUCUGUAAUUUAAUCAUGAGUCAUUCUGUACAACCCUUCUGUAAUUUAAUCACAUGAGUCAUUCUGUACAACUCUUCUGUAAUUUAAUCACAUGAGUCAUUCUGUACAACUCUUCUGUAAUUUAAUCAUGAGUCAUUCUGUACAACUUCUGUAAUUUAAUCAUGAGUCAUUCUGUACAACUCUUCUGUAAUUUAAUCACAUGAGUCAUUCUGUACAACUCUUCUGUAAUUUAAUCAUGAGUCAUUCUGUACAACUCUUCUGUAAUUUAAUCACAUGAGUCAUUCUGUACAACUCUUCUGUAAUUU